AUGGUUUCAGCUAUGUGGGACACUUCAGCGUUAAAGUUGAGAAACAUAUUCGAAGAAGAGUUCGGCGGUUAUUUAGAGAAGAGACUAAGAGAAAGCAUACAAUUGAAUAGGCCGACAAAGAGGUACUUGAAAUUGGCUACUCGGAGUGAUAUUGAUUUAAAGUUUCACAAAGUCGGCAAGAAGGAAUCAAAUGGAUCAUCUUUGGUGAAAUAUAUCAUUGAAUUCGAUACCACUGCAAUUUUAGUCAAAGGAUACAUCCGGCCCUGGAAUAAUCCGGAAUGGAAAUGCAAGGCACCAUAUAACAGCAAUCAGAAUGUAGAUACAAGAUCACUAUACAAAGAAAAGAUUAUAGUUAGAGAUAAUGUGAAAGAUUUGUUCAGUGCUGCCUUAACAAAGUUGGACCUUUCUGUUAGGUUGAAUAAAUUCGAUCAAAAUGUACAUGCUAAAUAUCGGUUAAAUGAGGACUUUUUACAACCGCUAGGGAGAACACUUAGACACUCUUGUGAAUUUCCAGUAAUGCAUAGCAGGUUGGUACAACGAGAAUCGGAACUUUAUGAAGAGUUUUUAUCUUAUGAUCUUCCGAAGCGCCAGAUGACAACAAUGGACAUACAGUUUAAAACAGUAAAGGUACAAUCUUUUCAGCAGUACAAAAUCCAGUACAUCCAAACUUUAACGAGGGAAAAAACGAGUCAAGAAUACACUUCGUCGGCCAGAUUACCGCAUUGGCAGUCGAAUCAAAUUCAGAAUAGCAGUAUCAAGUUUUUAAAGCUUUGUUGUGAAGAUGAGGAUUUUCAUCCACUGGAGUUAUACAAGCUUGAGAACCCCAAAGCUGAUCAGUUCCAGAGGAAAGCAGUUUACAGGAGUAAGCCUAUUAAGCCAAAAUGGAGGAUAAGUGACGAAAUUAUCAAAAGACUAAAUUGGAAUCCAUUCAAAGAGUUAAACUUGCCAAAAAACUCGGAACUACUUGAAUCAUUAAGAGAUGUACAAGUUAGAUGUACGUCCUAUGCGCUUGUCUUCAAAAGAAUUCCAAGUUCCAAAAUUGAUUUGAUGGUAUCCAAAAUUCCCGUUAGCUUCAGGAGUGUAAAUGCUAUCAGUUAUGAUCAGUUCGAUCCAAAAUCUAAAGAGAAUGUCCAAGAGUCUAGUCAGUGUAUUGAUUCUCUUGCAAAUGAGGAAACUACUGACGUCGAUGAAGUGACAAACAAAAGGAUAAUGACAAGUGGGAAACGCUCUUUCAUAAACGCAGAUUUAGUAAGCAUAAUAGCAGCCAAACGGUCCAAAUUGAAGAGACUCUCCAUAUCUAAUGGUGAUGUUAACCCAGUUGCUACUCUGAACGAGACAGUUGAGCAAUCUACAAUGUCCAAUGUCACUUUCCAAUUAAGCGAUAAAAGUUUCCAUAAUGCUGAAGAGAAAGUAAUCAUUUUUAAUGCAGAGUAUAUUGCCAAAAACUACAAGUUGAUCAAUUUCUUACAUCAGAACAACUUUUGUGUGCUUGAGAUGGAUUUGGGGGAUCAUUCGGAUAUCUUGUUAGACGCAUCUACCUGUCUCAUUCUUCGAAAUAUUACUUCAGUGUAUCAGAAACAGGUCGACAGCUUCCCGUUACUCCGAGCAAUACAAGAAUUGAAGUGUAAAUAUAAAAGAGUGGUAAUCUUCUUAUCGUACUCAGAACGAUCGUUAGCGUUAGAUUCCAACUUAGCUUACAAGACCCAACUUUUAUUAAACUGUCUCGGUGGGACAACAACUCAUCUAGUUGAGGAAACACAACUCAAAUUAACAGCAACGUGGAUUUCAUUAUAUUGUGGUACCAAUACGCCCAAUGAACAGCAAAUUUAUCGCAUGAGCCUUAGCAAAGAGGUCUUACAACAUUUCGACAUCAAUCCAAUCGCAAUUGAAAGUAUUCUGUCACUCACCUCAUUAGAAGAAUUCUUAUCAAUAAGUUAUGGAAAAAGAGCCCUACUAUAUGGCAAAUUUCUCACAGAAUACCAACUAGCUCAUAUUGAUGAUUUUGUGACAAUGAGUUGGUCAGAGUAA
Messenger RNA from Kluyveromyces lactis, 2028 nucleotides. It is a transcript of the gene ZIP2, whose product is annotated as Zip2p. Bases 1 to 2028 code for a protein of 675 amino acids. The transcript has a single exon. Lineage: Eukaryota; Fungi; Ascomycota; Saccharomycetes; Saccharomycetales; Saccharomycetaceae. The record is from RefSeq and is a predicted model, not a curated record.